Messenger RNA from Enhydra lutris kenyoni (northern sea otter), 2557 nucleotides. RefSeq names its product family with sequence similarity 122A (gene PABIR1). Gene Ontology annotation, molecular function: protein serine/threonine phosphatase inhibitor activity. Gene Ontology annotation, biological process: mitotic G2/M transition checkpoint. Gene Ontology annotation, cellular component: cytoplasm; nucleus. The record is from RefSeq and is a predicted model, not a curated record. NCBI's taxonomy places the organism in Eukaryota, Metazoa, Chordata, Mammalia, Carnivora, Mustelidae.
CCCAGAUGUCAACAUGACUUGCUUCUUGUGGUUAGAUCUCAGCUCUGAUGCCCCCUCCCUUGUAUCAGUAGUGCUCUAUCACACCAUCCUAUUUUUUCCUAAGGUUUGCCACUAUGUGAAAAUAGCUUAUUUAUCUAUCUCGUUCCCUUCAGUAGAAAUUAAAUGCUCUCAUAUUAGGGCCUCUUUCGUAGCAGUGCUUAGUACAUAAGGGGAAAAAAAAAAACAAACCUUGACAAUACAUGAAUAAACAGAAACCCAUUUUAAUGAGAUAUCAAAGUUUAUAUUAAUUACAUGAGCUAAAUAUUGUCUUUAUUUUUAAAGUGUGAAGCCCUGUUUGUUUCCCUCCCUUUAUACCGAGUGAAGAUUAUUGAGCACAUAUGCUUGUCCUAGAAAUAUGAAUCUAAAUAAAAUAAUAGUAAUAACCGUGACAGGGUGGUUUUCCCCCUGAUCUAAAUCGUUCUCAAAUUUACCGUUGUCUCCUCUCCCACACUAACCCCUCAGUGCAAAUUACCAUCUCCUCUGGCCUAGAAGACUGCCUCCCCUCUGGUCUUUUCCCUGUAGGUUCUAAUCUCCCAACCAUCUUUUCUCCAGACGGCAGCCGGCAGGCUUUGCGGUCGCUGCUAGACUCAUGCUUGAAAACCUUCCGAGUUUUCAUUGUUCUCAGGAUAAAGGCCAGAACUGCCCGGGACCUCACGUCAGGGCAGCCCUCACUCCGCACUGCAGGCCACACUCCCUCCCUCACCCCCGGUUCCCGCCUGCCACCACAGUGGUGGCCCUAGCUUCCCGCUUCCUGGACGGUUCACUAUCCUGCACCCAUUUUGUCUCCUCCUGAUCGCAGCAGAUGGUCCCUUCCUCGGGGAAGCCCUCCCUGGUUAGGCCAAGCUCUCCUCCCCUUCAUACAGCCCCGUAUCACCGUGGGCCUCUCAGGGUCUCCUUUUACAAAUGCAUACUCCGGGACAUGGUAACCUUAUUAACAUGCGUAGCCGCGAGCUCGUAGCUCGAUAACUAAUUGCGGAAGAAGUGGACUGAGUAGCUGCCCAACCACUCCUUGCCCCUCCCCCUAGGGCUGCAGGGCGACUAUUACGCAUUAAGCGGGCGCCGCGUUGAGGGAGAUCUCACGGCGCCUGCGCGAAGGGGCACGCAUGCGCAAAAAGACGAGCCCGCUGACAGAUUCGCGGCGGCGGUGGCGGUGGCCCUGGCCCUGGACUGCGGGGAAUGGGAGUCCUAGGUCUCUGAGCGGCCCCCGCCUCCCUGCCCCCGACAUGGCUCAGGAGAAGAUGGAGCUAGACCUGGAGUUGCCUCCUGGUACUGGCGGGAGCCCGGCGGAGGGCGGCGGCAGUGGCGCCGGCGGGGGCCUCAGGAGGUCUAACAGCGCCCCCCUGAUCCACGGCCUCAGUGACACUUCGCCGGUGUUCCAGGCCGAGGCGCCGAGCGCCAGGCGGAACAGCACAACGUUCCAGAACCGCCACGGCCUGCUACUGCCGGCCUCCCCCGUCCGCAUGCACAGCAGCCGCUUGCACCAGAUCAAACAGGAGGAGGGCAUGGACUUGAUCAACCGAGAGACCGUCCACGAGCGCGAGGUGCAGAACGCAAUGCAGAUAAGCCACUCCUGGGAGGAAAGUUUCAGCCUGAGUGACAACGACGUGGAGAAGUCCGCCUCCCCGAAGCGCAUCGAUUUCAUUCCGGUGUCACCAGCACCGUCGCCCACCCGGGGGAUUGGGAAGCAGUGUUUUUCACCCUCCUUGCAAAGUUUUGUGAGUAGCAACGGAUUGCCUCCGAGCCCCAUUCCCAGCCCAACGACUCGAUUUACUACCCGGAGAAGCCAGAGUCCCAUCAAUUGCAUUAGACCAAGUGUUCUUGGACCAUUGAAAAGAAAAUGUGAAAUGGAAACUGAGUAUCAGCCAAAGAGAUUUUUCCAGGGCAUCACCAACAUGCUUUCUUCUGACGUUGCACAGCUGUCAGAUCCUGGCGUGUGUGUAUCGUCGGAUACCCUCGACGGAAACAGCAGCAGUGCGGGAUCUUCGUGUAACUCACCAGCGAAAGUCAGCACUACCACCGACUCUCCUGUGUCGCCUGCCCAAGCGGCCUCUCCAUUUAUUCCAGUAGAUGAACUUUCAUCUAAGUGAUUCACCCACCCAUCCUGAGACUCGGUUUUUUUGUUUGUUUGUUUUCUGUUUUGUUUUUGUUUUGCAACGGAGAGAAAAAAAUCAAGUCGGAGCAAGCACUGAACUUUGUCGAUUAAUUUGAGGCUAUUUCCUAUUUGACUCUCUUCCUUUUUUUGGAAUUUCCUGAAAUGUUGUUACUCUAUAGAACUUUCAUGUCAGGUUCCUGCAGAUGCCCUUGAAUUCAGUGUAGUAAUAUUUUCAGACGUUUUCCAAUAAGUGUGUUGAAGCAUACGUCUUUAUGCUGCUAAUAUGUUUAAAUACAUAUGUUAUCCCUUGAUUUUUUAAAAUAAUUGAGAGCUCUAUUUAUUUAUGGGAUUAUUAAGUUCUGAUGCAAAUAUAAAUGUUGAAUUAAUCAGCAUAGUAAACUGAUGUUUUAAAAUUCCAUAUUUCAU